AUGUCGGCCAUAGCAUCAGCCGAUUACACAUACAACCAAACUACGGGCGUAUACACCUGCUCCCGCGCCAACUCCCAAUGGUGCGCCGGCGACUCCUUCGGCACAGACAUCAUCAUCCGCUGCAACGCCCAAGGCAAGGGACAGCCGGGCCGCUGCACAAACAACCUCGCCGGGGAGUACCCCCGUGGCGUCCAGCCCGCGCAGUGCUGGAUGAGCAACGCCGACGCGGGCGAUGCCGCCUGCGAGAAGAACUGCGUCGUCUACGCCAGCCCCCAGCCCUUCCUCCUCCCGCCCAGCGUGUGCACUCCGUACUCCGCCGUCACGGGCUCUCAGACAUACCCCGUCGGGAGACCUACCGGGACAAUGGCCCCCGGUGGUAAUGGUACCGGUGCUGGCGGUGGACGCGGCGGCGGCGGUUCCAUGAUGACGAGGAGCUCUUCGACGUUUGGAUUCACUUUUCCCAUGCCCGAGCCUACAGGCCCUGGUACUGGCGGCGGAGGCGGUGGUAGCGGUGGUGGUGGUGGUGGCGGUCGCGGUAACGGCACUGCUCCGACGACUUCUCGUGGUAAUGGCAUGGCCCCCUCGAUGUCUCGCGGCAAUGGCACUAUUCCGACAACUGUCCCCCGUGGUAACGGUACUGCCCCAACAACGACCCCGGGCGGCAGUGGUGCUCCCGGAGCUCCUACCAGCAACCCCGGCGCACCUGGUACUCCGGGCCAACCUGGCCAGCCGGGGCAGCCCGGUCAACCUGGACAAUCUACCCAACCUGGUCAGUCUGGUCAACCCGGCCAGUCCACCACCCCUUCCUCUUCCGCAACUCGAACCCCAAGCGGUCCCACAGGCACUCCGAGUUCUCCUUCCAGCACGGGUCCUUCUUCUGUGCCAACAGCUGGUGCCGCUCAGAACACCGUUGGUUAUCUUGCCGUUGUUGGCGUCGUUGCUGCUCUUUUCCUGUAA
This is a messenger RNA of Colletotrichum aenigma, 957 nucleotides long. RefSeq names its product Collagen alpha-5(VI) chain (gene COL6A5-0). The record is from RefSeq and is a predicted model, not a curated record. Bases 1 to 957 code for a protein of 318 amino acids. NCBI's taxonomy places the organism in Eukaryota, Fungi, Ascomycota, Sordariomycetes, Glomerellales, Glomerellaceae. The transcript is spliced from 2 exons.